UCCGUCUUCCUUUAGGCUCCGUCUUCCUUUUCCUGGCCGCCUCCCCGCUGUCCCGGCCGGGCUCGGGCCUCGGCGCCGCGCUGUGCUCGCGGCCUGUGCCCGCGGCUGCGUCGCUCUGGGCGCUCUGUCAGCUGCCCUUACAGCGGGUGGACUUUCUUGUUCGUGUGAAGCGUCCCCGUGCUGCUCCUUUCCUUCUUCUGCCUGGAAGAAGAGCAGGAAACUAGCAUAUCGUGUUCCCAGGCUUGCUCCCGAGCUUGGCGUUCUGUCCUGUUUGGGUUACCGGUGCUCUUUUAGUGCUGUAGUUCUUCUCUUGUAGAGUUUUGUCCUGAAGCAGAAGCGAUAAUGAAAGUUGGAGAGAAGGGAGUUGAGCCCUGUCAGGACAGACGUGCCACCUGUUUGUUUGAGACUGCAAUGUGAAUGGCGAUGGCUUUGAUCCUGGGGGAGAUCUGAACAACUGUUUUUAAAAGGGAGUGAAGAAAAAAGGUUUCCCCUUCUCCUUUAAGGCUAUGUAACCUAUUGGAGUAAUGCUUUCAUUUAAGCAGGAAUCUGCUAAGUGCAGCGCUCUGUCACUCACAUCCGGAAUUGUAGGGAGUGAUACCAGCCCUGAUGUGGUCUGUGCUUUCCAAUGCUGUUUUCAGGAAGAAGGAGAGCAGUCGGUUUUAUUAAACCUGGAACUCUGGUAGGUGUGUGACCACCGCCAUGAGGUUGAGUUUUGAGACUGCAGAUAACUGCUGGUAACCUGAGCCUCAGCGUUCACUGGUUACGCUAUGAGUCCUGAACCAAAAAGCAGAAUCCCCUUGGUAAGAGGCAGCUGCCUGCCCAGGAGGUGCAGCUGAGCCCCCUCCAGCACUGUGUCUCAGUGCCUGGACUGAGAAACACUGCUCAGCCACAUCAGGCUCACUUCAGCUGUAACAUAGCAAACUCUUUUUUUCCUUUUAUUUUCUAGUGUAUGGCAGUUCAGGCUGUCUGUCAGAAGGAAGGCUGGGGCUGGGGUGUGGGGUGCUGAUGUGUGGCUGUGGGGUGGCUUCAGCUCCUCUGUGUGGGUUGAGCUGGCAGCUGUGGGCAGGGUGUGGUGAGUGAUCCCUGGGCUAUGCUCAGCUGACCGGGUUAGUUCGGAUGAGCUGGGGCACGGGUUGGAAAGUGCAGCAGGGAGCAGUGGUGCUGGGUGUGAUGAAUCCAAACUGUUUCCCUGGCAUCAGUUUCCCAUGCAUUUGCUGUGGGUUUGUUGCUGGUGGCCUCAACCAGAACAGGGCAGUUCUCAACAUCUUCUCUGUAGCCUUUGGCUAUGAUAAAAGCACAAAGUGUGCUGUCAGACUGAUGGCUCUGGCUGCCCUUUGAUAGCAUGUUGGGUAUUUUGCUGCUCUGCCUUUGUAGGGUACUAACACCAGGCCAUAGUGAGCAGCCUGGCAUGGAGGUAAUCUCAAUUCUGCUUUGCCCUUUGAAACCUUGUGACUGGGGCUGACUGUUGCAUGUGGCCAACUCCUCUCCUUAUCAGCAGCUCACUGCUGUUGUGUGAUAGUGAUGGAUUCUAGGGAAAAAAGUUGGAGUCUCCUUGUUCUUUUUCUGAGAACAUGUUUGUUUUUCCAUGUAGGUCUGCAGCUUUAUAAUCAAACCCUUUUCACUUGGAUUUCCCAGGUCAAAUUCUUUGUCCCAGAAGCAGUUAGAGGUGUGAUAUUCACAGCUGAUGUAAUUCUCCCCAUGCUCUGUGAGUUUUUUUCUAUCCUUUCCCAGCAUUUUUAAAUUUCAGAAGAAAUAAAAAAUUCUUCUGCAUUGGUAAAUAUGAAUGUAUUUGUCUUUGCUGCUACUGAGAUGCAGAGGUCAGUGAAAGUGUUUCAGAAGAGAAGAAUGAAGCAAAGUUAUUUACAGGAAAUCCUCAAUGGUGUCAAAGCAUUGAGUUACUGGAAGGAAGAGAAGACACUUCUGGGGAGUUCUGCAGUGUGGAGGUGGUUUGCUGGAACCCCCACUAGAACUGAGAUUAUUUGGCACAGAUAUUGCCAUCUCAGCACAAAGUUGAUCUUUCCAGGUCUGUGUGUUUAUUUAAUGACGUCUCUUGUGCAGCACAGCAUAUGGCAAUUGCACAAGAGAAUCUCAUCCCAGUGAGUAUCUGUCAACGUGGGUGAAUCAAAUGGAGGGUUUGUUAGCUGGGAGAGGCAUGGGUACCCCCUGUCUUCAGGACACUUAAGACAAAUCUCAGCCUCUGAAGAAAACUCUGUGCCCUGGAGACCUGGGCAGUUUGUAGGGAAAGUGCUACUGAGCUCUGAAAGCUCCAGAGGUGGCACAGGGCUGUGCUGCUUGUUCUUUCUGACCUGAGUCAUCCCAUACCUACCAGGGAGAUGACUUGCUGACUCCUGGCAUUGAGGCUGUUAGUUUUGCUAUGCCAGCCAGGGUUAAAUUCAGACAGGGGGGAGAUGUUUUCUUUGAAGAUGAAUCCUGGAUAGAGGGCAGUGCACAGUGCUGUCUCUGGCUAUGUGCAUUUUUGGGAUGGCAGUUGGUAGAGAUGUUUCAAUCUGUCAUCUGCAGCCACGUCCUUGGAAGGUGCAGGGGGAUGUGAUGAGACCUUUCCUUCAGCACAUUGUUGGUCAAGCUUAUUUAGUGGUGAGAGUUCCUACUUUAGGGUAAGAAGGGGGAGGAUCUGCACAAGGUGACACACUGAAUAAGGAGUAAGUUUACUAGUCAAACUCUAAUUCUGCUCUACAGCCAGCAUUCAUCCAAGCUUCUAAGGUGACCAUGGAAUCAACAGGGAAACUGCAGCUGUUACUUUUACUGCUACAACAUUUACAAAGCCACUGGACACGAAGCAUGUGGAGUUUAAUGGAGAACAGAGUUUCUCUUCAUCUUCUCAAGGAGGCAGGAUAUUCCAGUCCAUGAUGUCCAUGAUGAGAUUCUCCUUGUCUGACAACAUCACACGCUCUACUGCCCUGGUGACAGCACUGGAUAAUGUGACAACUUUGCCUUCAACGACAGCGCAGGCAAUCAAUGGCACGAACGUCACGGUGCCACAUAAGUGCCUGCUGUUGCUCUAUGAGGACAUUGGGAAGUCCAGAGUCCGCUACUGGGAUCUUUUGCUCCUGGUUCCCAAUGUGCUUUUCUUUAUGUUUCUUCUCUGGAAGCUGCCCUCUGCCAGGGCCAAAAUCCGGGUCACUUCCAGCCCAAUCUUCACUACAUUCUACAUACUAGUGUUUGUGGUGGCUUUAGUUGGUAUUGCCCGUGCUGUUGUCUCCAUGACUGUGAGUGCCUCUGAUGCUGCCACAGUUGCUGAUAAGAUCCUGUGGGAGAUCACAAGGUUCUUCCUUCUGGCGAUCGAGCUGAGCAUGGUGAUUUUAGGCCUUGCCUUUGGUCAUUUGGAGAGCAAGUCAAGUGUGAAGCGUGUUCUGGCAAUCACUACAGUGCUGUCUCUAGCAUAUUCUGUCACACAGGGGACCUUGGAAAUCCUGUACCCUGAUGCUCACCUCUCAGCUGAAGACUUCAACAUCUAUGGCCAUGGAGGGAGACACUUCUGGCUUGCCAGCUCUUGUUUCUUCUUUCUGGUCUAUUCCUUUGUGGUGAUUCUUCCAAAAACUCCUCUUAAAGACCGGAUUUCUCUGCCCUCCAGGAAGAGUUUUUAUGUUUAUGCUGGGAUCCUGGCAGUGCUGAAUCUGGUGCAGGGCCUGGGCAGUGCUCUUCUCUGUGUGGAUAUCAUAGAAGGACUGUGCUGUGUUGAUGCUACUACAUUCCUUUACUUCAGCUUCUUUGCACCUCUCAUCUAUGUGGCAUUCCUGAAAGGCUUCUUUGGGUCUGAGCCGAAGAUCCUUUUCUCCUACAAGUGUCAGGUGGAUGAACCUGAAGAUGUGGAUGUGCACCUACCCCAUGCUUAUGCUGUUGCCAAGAAGGAAGGAAUGGAUUCUGGGUUCUACUCAAGCACUCAGAUUGAUACCACAGCCUACCUGGAUGACGUGGCCUCUAUGCCGUAUCACGUGGGCAGCAUCAACAGCAUAGACAGUGAUCGUUGGAAAGCUAUCAAUGCCUAAGGCAGGGCUCCCCCCUGCAUCCGAUGCCUCAUUUUCCCUUAAACUUCCUGAUACUGAGGAUGUUAGGAUAUCCACUGGAAACUUGUUCAUCACUAUCUGCUGUGGCUUUCCUCUUUUCCUUAGGAUUUCUGAAACCUAUUGUGGAACUAAGUUGGCAGCCUUUUUGGAAAGAAUAUUUCCCGUCACUGACUGAGAACAAUCUAGAACAGUCCUGUUCAUAAACCUAUAAACACUGAACCUUCCUGAUUCUGUGCGUUCCAGAUGUGAAUAUGGCCCAGAAGGACAGGCCUGACUGGCACCUCUUGCUUUUCAGUGACUGACAGCACUUGUCUGCCAACUAAGGGAAAUGUCAUUUAGAAGCUGUUUAUUUGACUGUGUAUUCUGCACAUAUGGAGAGAGUUUGGUUUAAACCAAAGUUGGUGUUCCUGGGCUUUCUCAGGCAGCACAGUUGUCUGGAUCUUAUCACAACCAUGGAUAGGUGGCAAUAGAUAUGUCUAAAUGGCAAAGCUGCUGAGUUGGACUCAUCUCUGGUUUCAGCUAAUGCUAAUGAAAACUGUGAAUUGCAAUUGUUAGGAGUUAAAAGGAUUGUGUUCAGAGUGUGUAGGAAGGAGAAAAGAGGUGUGAAGAGAAAUGAGCUGCCCAGUGUAUUCUGAUAUUCUGGGAAGCAUGGCUGGUAUCUCGCAGCACCUGUGUGAGCUGACAACAAUAGGGAGGCAGGACAGGCAGCUGCUGCUGCCCAGCUGAGCUGAAGUAGCUGUGAAAGACUCUGUGGAGGCUAUGCUGCUGUUCAUCUGAGCUCACGGGAACAUCUCAAUAACAGCACUGAAGUGGGGUGAAGUUUCAAGAACACAGCAUGUACAGUAGGUGUGUGUUACAUCUGCACCAUGCUUCAUGGCUCUAGGUGGGGUCAUGGAGAGGGCUGUGAAGGAAGAGGCUGUCUCUGCUGAUGAAGGCUUCAGAGAUGUUCAGAUGCCUGAGGCAGAGUAGAAGCUGAUGAAUCUGAGCUGUCAGUGUCUAGUGACUAGGAGUUCUCAAACACAACAGGCAUCUUAAGAUCAAAUUGGCCGGUGUUCUAGGUUGGGUGGGAGGUGGAUGCUCUGGUACAACCUAUGUGGCGGUGUCCUCUUCUGUUGCAGUUCAGAUCCCCAGACUUCUAAUGACCUUAAUAGGCUUUUCAUGUUGAUACAUUGAAAAUACUUACAGGUGUGUGAAGUGUGGUUUAUUUAAAAACUAUCUGGAAUUUCUUAGUCUCUUCCACAAUGGAAUAGGGACUGUUGUCAGAGCUGUUUGAUGUGCAGUUCCAAGACAGUUUGUUCCAAUUCAGGGACUGUUGAGCUGAUAGCUGCAAUAAACUGGUUUCUGAGACAGACUGUGCUGUCCAAGGAUGAAGAGGUUUAUUCUUCUAGCUCUGGGGAAGUCAGUUUUAGGGAACCUACCUGAGUCAUCUGUGUAAGUGGAGAUCUGCUGUAGGUGAUAUUAGAAAUAGUAGAAAGAAGGAAAUUUGAAACAUUUCAGCACUGUGCAUCUCUUGCCCCAGCUCACUGCUGUUCCUGAAAAAGAAUAGUGGGGUAAGAGUUCUUGGGAAAUCAUCAUGCAGGGUGCAGCAUGGGGGUAUCAGUUUAGAAUCAUGAGUGUAUGCAGUGAAUGCAUUUCCCACUGUAGGGAAAGAAACAGAUUAGGUAAGAACACAAGGUUCCUGUUGGUUGCCAAAACUAUGCAGGCCCUUCACUUAUCUUUUAUUUUGUUAACGAGCAGAGCAGCUUCUCAGUUCUGCAGCCUGGGGACUUUGCCCUACAGGCUUCUGGGUAGCAUUGACACCAUUAAUAAUAAAUUUUUUAAAAUUCCACGAGCUUUUUUUUAAUCUUAUCAAGUGAAGAAAAAAAACUUCCAUGUGUGAGAGCUGGAGUGUCUAACCUUUCACAUUUCCCCUGCUGAAAUGACUAUGGAAGGGGUGGACAAGCAACUGGCCUGGCCAACUCAGUCCUUCCCACUUAGAGAAGUGUUCUGUGCUCCUACUUUUUCUUGCUGUGAAUCUGCAUCAGCCACAUUUUAAUUGUAAAAGCGAUGGAUGAUGUGGUGCCUGAAUUGCCCUGCUGCUGCUCUUACUGUGGCUCCAAUCCUGAGCUGCUGUUAGCAAGCGUGGGGAAAACCUGCAGAGCUUCCCUGGAGUCUGUUGGCCUUGGACAGGUCUGAAAGAUUUGAAUGUCUAAGCAGAUCACCUGUGCAGGUGGUCAGUGUGUCCACCCUGUCCUUUGCCAGCAGGACUCCAGUAUUUCUGGAGCUUCCCAUGUUGCUGGGGAGCUUCUGUGCUGGGUCAUGGACUGACCUUCCUUCUGGUGUAUUUCUGUGUAUAUAAGGCUUUGGGCUGUAUUCACAAUGGGCCUUGAGCAGAAGUGUGUUGUGUGUGGGGGUGUGUGUAAAGAGUCUAAAUAUAGAAUAAAUGUAUAUUUUUGUUUGUAAAAUAAAGAAAUACAAUGAUGUUUGGCAUAAA
Messenger RNA from Phasianus colchicus (ring-necked pheasant), 6498 nucleotides. The record is from RefSeq and is a predicted model, not a curated record. Lineage: Eukaryota; Metazoa; Chordata; Aves; Galliformes; Phasianidae.